AUGGACAUACUGGCGCUACUCAAUUCCAGCAUCAAUUUUAUACUCUACUGCUCGAUGAGCCGCCAAUUCCGCACAACAUUCACCAAACUCUUCCGACCCAAGUUCCUGGACAAGUGGCUGCCUGUGGCACAAGACGAUGACGGCGGCGGCGGCGGCAUUGGCACAAACGGCCGGCUGCGCGGCGAGCUGGCCAGCAAAUCGCAUGCCAUUGAACAGCAGUGUCUGACAACGCAGGUGACGAAUGUGUAG
Messenger RNA from Rhagoletis zephyria (snowberry fruit fly), 249 nucleotides. RefSeq lists its product as uncharacterized. Lineage: Eukaryota; Metazoa; Arthropoda; Insecta; Diptera; Tephritidae. Gene Ontology annotation, cellular component: plasma membrane. Gene Ontology annotation, biological process: G protein-coupled receptor signaling pathway. The record is from RefSeq and is a predicted model, not a curated record. Gene Ontology annotation, molecular function: G protein-coupled peptide receptor activity.